AUGGAUAAAUUUCUCGUCGAAAGGUUCGAUUUGGAACCGAAUUCUAACGAUGAAACUCCGAUUGAUUCGUUUAAAUUACUUCAUGAUUUCAACGCCUAUCAAACAGCAUUGCAUGAAUAUGCGUCGAAGCAUCAAUUAACCGAUUUCGAAGAAUAUUACUACCGCAUUGAAACUGAUCCUCGACGAAAAUUUCUGUAUGAUGUCAGUCAAACAUAUUUCGAUAAUUAUUUUCUUUCGAUCUAUUUCAUUUUAUCGAAUCCAUUUCUAAUCACUCAACCAACGUUUCAUAAUCUGUAUGCAACUAAACAUCUCUUGCCGGAUAUCACCGAUCAUAUCAUCCAUCUUUAUGAAACUAUGAAUGAGAAAGCAUCGAGAUUUUCUAAUAAAUUCCUAUUAGAAAAAUUUAUCGCCAAUCUCGAGUUCGAUUCUCUACCGGAUGAAUUAACCGGUGAAGAUUAUAAAGAAUAUUUCAAACUAUUUGCUCGCGAGGCAACCCGGUUGAAGACUUACCUAAUCGGCUUGAGUCAACAACCGAAAUGGCUCGAACAUUCUGAACAAGGACUCGCUCAAUUCGAACCGGAAAUCUAUCAAUUCUAUUUCGAAUACAAUACUGGAUUAAAAUUGAAAUCUCCCGAUGAUUUCAAACGCAUCAAACAUUGGGCACAGAAGCAUUUAGAUCAUCUAAUGAACGAAAUGGACCAACUAUCCAAUCGAUUAUUAACUUCAGCCGAAGAUCAAACGAGAUCGGUUUAUGAAAAGAUGCUUCUUGUCGGAAAGGAUGCCAGUCAACGUUGGACAUCGAGAGAGGAAAUGCUCGAAACAUACGAGAAAAGUAUCGAAAAAUAUCGGCGAAUAUUCAUCGACGAACUGCAAUUUAAAGAAUUCAAUCCACCAGGCUUGAUCGUUCUCGACAAUCCACUACUAUCUCGAGGAUAUUACUACAAAGAUAAAUUUUAUCUCAAUGUUUGCAAUUGGGAUAACGGCGAAGCGAAAUAUGCCGUGGAGAAUUUAACUCUACACGAAACCGUUCCUGGACAUCAUCUACAAUUCGAUAUAUCGUAUCAUUCGCCGAAUCAUAACUACUUAACGACCAUUCUGUCAACACCGUGCAAUGGAUUCACUGAAGGAUGGGGUUUAUUCGCUGAGCAUUUAGGUGAUGCCAUGUCAAAUAACCCAUGGGUUUACUUCGGAUACUUACAAGCGAAUAUUUUACGUACAUUUCGUAUUAUUGCUGAUAUACUUCUACAUGUGGAAGGGCAAACGCCGCAUGAUGUCAUUCAGUUAGCGAAAUUGUAUUUAACAGUAAGUGAAGAAUGCAUCACCAGUGAAGUUUAUCGUUAUCGAAUCCUUCCCGGUCAAGCAUGUUCAUAUAAAGUCGGUUUAGAAGUGUUCAAACGGAUUAUGAAACAGAAAUUUCAAGUGGAAAAUGUCAACGAUUAUCUCCGACCAGAUCUUCUCGAUUGGUAUAAAGAACUUCUAUGGAAAACGGAGCGACCAUUAGAUAUUUUAUUAGCUGAAAAUGGAAUAUCAUGGUCCUUCGAUGAAUGA
Messenger RNA from Adineta ricciae, 1548 nucleotides. The record is from the annotation of a GenBank genome assembly. NCBI's taxonomy places the organism in Eukaryota, Metazoa, Rotifera, Eurotatoria, Adinetida, Adinetidae.